Sciurus carolinensis (gray squirrel) is the source of this 2334-nucleotide messenger RNA. RefSeq names its product zinc finger protein 713 (gene Znf713). The record is from RefSeq and is a predicted model, not a curated record. Gene Ontology annotation, biological process: negative regulation of transcription by RNA polymerase II. The transcript has 6 exons. NCBI's taxonomy places the organism in Eukaryota, Metazoa, Chordata, Mammalia, Rodentia, Sciuridae. Gene Ontology annotation, molecular function: DNA-binding transcription repressor activity, RNA polymerase II-specific. Bases 396 to 1823 code for a protein of 475 amino acids.
GGCCCGGGCCGCCGGGGCGAGGAGCCUGCGCUGCCCCGGGCCCGCGUCCCUUCGCCCUCCGUUUCGCCGUGGACGCGGUGGGUUGGCCUCGCGGCGCGGCCGCCGGCACCCCGCGCACCCCGGGCAGUCGGCCGGGCAGACGGGUUCCGCCAGCGCCGCCUCUGCUGCGCCCGGGAUGGCCGCUGUCACUGCGCGCGAGGGAAGGGCAGCCGGCCGCGCGCGGUUCUGCCGAGGUCCGCGGGGCGCGCCUGAGGACGUCGGAUGCCGAGCCUGGUGCGCGCUCGAUUCUUUAGGUCCCCGGCUGACUCAGACUUCUGAAUUUCUUCUGUGACUCUGAUGCACGUCAUACGGAGGUGCCUGACCUGCAGCUGUAGCUGACAAGAUCCUACCAGGGGAUGAAUAUGAGUAUCAUAGCAGAGUCCCCACAGAGAUGGCUGAGUAACAGGGUGACAGCCGCCUUCAGGAGCCCCUGCAUCUCAACUCCGCAUGAACAAGUGAUGCCCUCUCUGAAGGCUGUGCUUUCCCAGCAGGGGACCAGGGAGGAGGAAGAAGUGAAUUAUGGAUCACAGACAGUCAGGUCCCAGGAAUCCCUGACAUUCCAGGACGUGGCCGUGGACUUCACCAGAGAGGAGUGGGAGCGGCUGUACCCUGCUCAGAAGGACCUCUACCGGGACGUGAUGCUGGAGAACUACAGGAACCUGGUGGCCCUGGGGCAUCAGCUUUAUAAGCCAGAGGUAAUCACUCAGCUGGAGCAAGAGGAGCUGUGGGUGACAAGAACAGACGGCCCCCUGGACACCCCUCCAGAUGGGGAGAACAUCCCUGAAGUAAAAAAGUCAGCUCUAAACCAGAGUAUUUCCGAUGAAAACCAAACCCAGGACAUGAUAAUGCAAAGACUAACAGGAGACCGUUUCUGGUACUCCAUCUUAGGAGGACUCUGGGAUCUUGAUUGUCAAUUAGAGUGGAACCAAGAAAACCAGCAGAGACAUUUGGGACCAGUAUCUCUCAUCCACCAAAAGCUCACACAGGAGAGAAGCAGCGAAUGUAGGAGGUCAGGGGACAACUAUGGUCAGGGAAUUCCUUCCAUUCAGAUUCCCCCUUGUUAUGGCACACAAGGAAAUAGCCUCAGGCAUAGCUCAGACUUGAUCUGCUUUCGGGAAAACCCUGUGAGAGAGAACCCCUGUGAAUUUAAUGAGUGUGGAAGAACCUUCGGUCAACAUAUUCUUCUUCCCAAUAGUGCACAUGCAACAGAGAACCCUCUGGAAUGUGGAAAGGCCUUCAGCCAUAACUCCUCUCUCAGCCAGCCUCAGCCAGGGCUUAAGGGAGAGAAGCCCUAUAAGUGUGAUGAAUGUGGGAAGAGAUUCAGCCAGAGAAUACAUCUCAUUCAACAUCAGAGAAUUCACACAGGGGAAAAACCUUUUAUAUGCAACGAGUGUGGGAAAGCCUUCCGCCAGCAUUCCUCCUUCACCCAGCAUCUGAGGAUCCACACCGGGGAGAAGCCCUAUAAGUGCAGUCAGUGUGGCAAGGCCUUCAGCCGUAUCACGUCUCUUACUGAGCAUCAUAGACUGCACACGGGAGAGAAACCCUAUGAAUGCAGCUUCUGUGAGAAAGCCUUCAGUCAGAGGACACACCUGAACCAGCACGAGAGGACCCACACCGGAGAGAGGCCUUACAAAUGUCCCGAGUGUGGGAAAGCCUUCAGCCAGAGUGCACACCUGAACCAGCACAGGAAAACCCACACCCGGGGGAAGGUGCAUGAGUGUAAGUGUGGGAAAGCCUUCAGCCACGGUCCUCCACUUAGCAGCACACGAUUCAUCCACAAGUGAAAUGUGGGAAAUUGUUUUCCUUCGAUGAUCCAGUAACUCAGAUUAUUCACAGCAGAUGGAAAGCUUAUAAACUUUUAAUGCAUAAAAACCAAAUAAAUAAACUGUUAGCCUAUUACAUUCCCAGGAGGAGGAGUAGACUGGGAAAAUUAUUUUAUUUUACACAAACAUUGAGUCAUGUUUCAAGUUGAUUUAACACUUUUCAAAGAAAUGAACAGAAAUCCUGUAAGUGAUAAGCUAUCAUUAGUCACCUCUAAGUUUUAUACUACAAAACCUGUUGACCAAGGCAGUGCUGUAGUAUACAUUAUUAAACAAAUAAACAAAAGGAGUGUUUCUCAGAAUGGCUUCGGUCAUUUUGUGCUUCCUUUACAGCUUUUGCUAUAUCUAAUCAUAAUAUUUUUUAAAGGGCAUAGAAUUUUUAGUUUGACCUAGGAACUUUUAUUUAUGGAAAUCAUGUGUUUGCUAUGCUAAUGACAGUCUAACUUCUAUAAGAAUAAAUAUCAACUUUUGGAUU